Myiozetetes cayanensis is the source of this 1888-nucleotide messenger RNA. RefSeq names its product regulator of chromosome condensation 2 (gene RCC2). The record is from RefSeq and is a predicted model, not a curated record. Bases 96 to 1685 code for a protein of 529 amino acids. NCBI's taxonomy places the organism in Eukaryota, Metazoa, Chordata, Aves, Passeriformes, Tyrannidae. The transcript has 14 exons.
ACAUUUUAAGUGGAGCUGGAACCACCACCAAAAAUAGUGCAAAGGCCCCGAGUGGUUGCUUUCUUUAUGCUGCACCUUUCGCCCUAAAACCAGCGAUGCCCCGCAGGAAGGCGGCGGGGCCGCCGUGGGACGCGGGUCCCGGCGCGGGGCCGGGCCCGGGCGGGCGGCGGCGUCCCGGGGGAGGCGGCGGGUCCCGGCGGCGGCCCCGGCCCGGCGGCGGCGGCAGCAGCGGCGGCAGCAGCGAGGACGAGGCGCCCCGGGAGCGGCGGCCGCGGGACGGCAGCCCCGGAGCCCGCAGGCCCGGCAGGCCCAGCGGGGCCGCGGCGGGGCCCGGAGCGGGCGGAGGCGCCCGGGGACAGAGCGUGGUCAUCUGCGAGCCCGAGCACAGCAAGGAGCGCAUCAAGCUCGAGGGCUCCAAGAGCCGGGGGCAGCUCCUCAUUUUCGGAGCCACCAACUGGGACUUGAUCGGCCGCAAAGAAGUGCCUAAGCAGCAGGUUGCCUACAGGAACCUGGGCCAGAACUUGUGGGGGCCGCACAGGUACGGCUGUCUCUCAGGAAUUCAGGUGCGCAGCGUCGUGUCGGGGCCCUGCGCCGCCCACAGCCUCCUCAUCACCUCUGAGGGCAAGCUCUGGAGCUGGGGUCGCAAUGAGAAGGGGCAGUUGGGCCACGGGGACACGAAGCGCGUGGAGGCCCCGAAGCUCAUCGAGGUUUUGGGGGGUGAAUCCAUCGUGCUGGCAGCCUGUGGGCGCAACCACACCCUGGCACUCACAGAGAGCGGCUCCGUCUUUGCGUUCGGGGAGAAUAAAAUGGGGCAGUUGGGGUUGGGGAACCAGACAGACGCCGUGCCCAGCCCUACCCAGAUCAUGUACAACGGGCAGCCCAUCACCAAACUGGCCUGUGGAGCAGAGUUCAGCAUGAUCAUGGAUUGCAAAGGAAACCUCUACUCCUUUGGGUGCCCUGAGUACGGGCAGCUGGGGCACAACUCUGACGGGAAGUUCAUCGCCCGGGCGCAGCGGAUCGAGUACGACUGCGAGCUGGUGCCGCGGCGCGUGGGGAUCUUCAUCGAGAAGACCAAAGAUGGGCAGAUCCUGCCCGUGCCCAACGUGGUGGUUCGGGAUGUGGCCUGUGGAGCCAACCACACGCUUGUCCUGGACUCCCAGAAACGCGUUUUCUCCUGGGGGUUCGGGGGUUACGGGCGCCUGGGCCACGCGGAGCAGAAGGACGAGAUGGUGCCACGGCUGGUGAAGCUCUUUGACUUCCCGGGCCGCGGAGCCACCCAGAUCUACGCGGGAUACACCUGCUCCUUCGCCGUCAGCGAGACAGGUGGCUUGUUCUUUUGGGGGGCCACCAACACGUCCCGGGAGUCCACCAUGUACCCCAAGGCUGUGCAGGACCUCUGCGGCUGGAAAAUCCGCAGCCUGGCCUGUGGGAAGAGCAGCAUCAUCGUGGCCGCCGACGAGAGCACCAUCAGCUGGGGGCCCUCCCCCACCUUUGGGGAGCUGGGGUACGGAGACCACAAGCCCAAAUCAUCGACGGCUGCACAAGAGGUGAAGACCCUGGAUGGGAUCUACACGGAGCAGGUGGCCAUGGGCUAUGCCCACUCCCUGGUCAUCGCCCGGGAUGAGUCGGAUGCGGAGAAGGAGAAGCUGCGGAAGCUCCCCGAGUACAACCCCCGCACCAUCUGAGGGACCCCCAGGCCCCCAAAUCCCGCUUUUCCAACCCCGCUGCCGUUCUCACUCCCUGUUCUCCCAUUCCCAAAACCUUGGGGGGGGGUGUUAUUUCCACACUCCCCCCAGCUUCUUGAGUUCCCGACCGUAGCAGGAUCUUUUGGCACAUCCAGGCUUGGUUUUGUAGGGUCUUGUUUUUAAUUAUUUGUAUUUUAUUUGUA